Molecule: messenger RNA, 2270 nt
Organism: Balaenoptera acutorostrata (minke whale)
Lineage: Eukaryota; Metazoa; Chordata; Mammalia; Artiodactyla; Balaenopteridae
Gene: IFT74
Product: intraflagellar transport 74
Exons: 21
Coding region: 180-2087 (635 amino acids)
Biological process (GO): cilium assembly; intraciliary transport involved in cilium assembly
Cellular component (GO): centrosome; cilium; intraciliary transport particle B
Molecular function (GO): beta-tubulin binding
Source: RefSeq, a predicted model, not a curated record
GGCGUCUCGGGUGAGCUAACGGGUUCGCGGACCCGACUGGAGGGCUACGCGGUGGUGGAGGGCUCGGAAAGAAGUGCGAGUGCCCUUGAGUCGUGCGAUUUCGCUCCUUCCGCGCCCCGCCGCGGAGCGACCUCCCUCCUUCCGCGCCCUCAGCGCCGGCGGAGUGGUUAAAGUGAGCAAUGGCCAGUAAUCACAAACCUUCAGCAGCUCGCCCUGUUUCUCGAGGUGGGAUUGGAUUGACAGGAAGGCCUCCUUCUGGAAUACGACCCCCAUCAGGAAAUAUUCGAGUGGCAACUGGAAUGCCACCUGGAACAGCAAGACUGGGCUCUCGUGGUGGUCCCAUAGGGACAGUAGGAGUUCUGUCCUCUCAAAUCAAAGUUGCUGAUCGUCCUGUGACACAACAAGGUUUGAGUGGAAUGAAAACUGGGAUGAAAGGUCCCCAGAGGCAAAUUUUAGACAAAUCUUAUUAUCUUGGGCUUCUUCGAAGUAAAAUAAGUGAACUUACAACAGAAAUCAAUAAACUUCAGAAAGAAAUAGAAAUGUACAAUCAAGAGAAUUCAGUAUAUUUGUCAUAUGAAAAGAGAGCUGAGACUUUAGCUGUUGAAAUCAAAGAGUUUCAAGGACAACUAGCAGACUACAACAUGUUGGUAGAUAAACUUAAUACCAAUACUGAAAUGGAAGAAGUAAUGAAUGAUUACAACAUGCUUAAAGCUCAAAAUGAUCGAGAAACACAAAGUAUGGAUAUUAUAUUUACUGAAAGACAAGCGAAGGAAAAACAAAUUAGAAGUGUAGAAGAAGAAACUGAACAGGAAAAACAGGCAGCAGAGGGCAUUAUCAAAAAUAUGCCUCCUGAAAAACAAGUCAAGUAUAUAGAAAUGAAAACCAUGAAUGAGAAAUUGUUGCAGGAAUUAGAUACACUUCAGCAACAGCUAGAUUCACUGAACAUGAAAAAAGAGAGCUUGGAAUCUGAAAUAGCACACUCCCAGGUAAAACAGGAGGCUGUAUUGUUGCAUGAAAAACUUUAUGAGUUGGAGUCCCAUCGAGAUCAAAUGAUUGCAGAAGACAAAAGCAUGGGAUCCCCAAUGGAAGAGAGAGAGAGAUUACUUAAGCAGGUUAAAGAAGAUAAUCAGGAAAUAGCCAGCAUGGAGCGACAGUUAACAGAUAUAAAAGAAAAAAUAAAUCAGCUUAAUGAAGAAAUUAGACAACUUGACAUGGAUUUAGAAGAACACCAAGGUGAAAUGAAUCAGAAGUACAAGGAGCUAAAAAAAAGGGAGGAAAAUAUGGAUACCUUUAUUGAGACUUUUGAGGAAACUAAGAACCAGGAACUGGAAAGGAAGGCACAGAUAGAAGCCAACAUUGUUGCACUCUUGGAGCACUGUAGUCGAAAUAUAAAUCGUAUGAAACAGAUAUCCUCUAUCACCAAUCAAGAGCUGAAGAUGAUGCAGGAUGAUCUCAAUUUUAAAUCCUCUGAAAUGCAGAAAUCACAAAGUACGGCUAGGAAUCUGACUUCAGUGCUUUUGCUAUUUAAAAUGGCUCCCAAGUAUAGUGCUGAAGUGUUGGCUAGCGUUCCUCAGCGCAAGGCUGUGAUGUGCCUUACAGAGAAAAUAUGUCAGUCAGAUAGUCAUCGUCUACAGUUGGAUCUACAAAAAAUGGAGCUACUGGAAAGUAAAAUGACUGAGGAACAACAGUCUCUAAAAAGCAAAAUUAAGCAAAUGAUAACUGAUCUGGAAACAUAUAAUGAUUUGCCAGCUUUAAAAUCAUCAGGUGAAGAAAAGAAAAAGAAAUUGCAUCAGGAGAGAACAGUAUUAUCAACCCGCAGAAAUGCCUUUAAAAAAAUAAUUCAGAGACUAAACACAGAAUAUGAGACACUAAAAACACAAUUGCAAGAAAACGAGACACAUUCUCAGCUUACAAAUUUGGAGAGGAAGUGGCAACACCAUGAGCAAAAUAAUUUUGUGAUGAAAGAAUUCAUAGCAACCAAGAGUCAAGAGAGUGAUUACCGGCCAGUUAUGAAGAAUGUGACCAAGCAGAUUGCAGAGUAUAAUAAAACCAUCAUGGAUGCUCUACAUAGCAUGAGCAGAAACUGAGUCUGAACCAACUACAAGUCUCUAUAGAAAUAUCCUCUUGCUGCUAAACUUCAUACAUGCCGGAUGAAAAAUAAUAGCUUACCCUUGAAGAGUUUUACCUAAAAUUUUUGAAUGUUACAAUUUUUGUGGCCUCUUUGAAGUGUGAAAUUUUAAAUAGUAUAAUAGUUUAAUAAAUAGUUUACU